AUGAGUCUGCAAGUGUCGUGGGUUCGAUAUAGAGAUAUCCACCUGCUGACCAUCGGUCGUUACACAUACACGAAUGACCAGCGAUUUCGUGCAAUUCACAACGUACAGUCGGACGAUUGGACGCUUCAAAUAAAGUAUCCUCAGCACCGAGAUAGCGGGCUUUACGAAUGCCAGGUCUCCACAACCCCCCACAUGAGCCACUUCGUGCAUCUGAACGUCGUCGAACCGAUGACCGAAAUUCUGGGAGGACCUGAUCUUUAUAUUGAUCGCGGAAGUACGAUCAAUCUUACAUGCAUCGUUCUUCAAAGUCCGGAACCACCGGCGUACAUAUUUUGGAAUCACAAUGAUGCGAUAAUCAGCUAUGAUUCUACGAGGGGAGGCGUUUCCGUAGUGACGGAGAAAGGUGACAGCACCACGAGCUUCCUAUUGGUGCAACAGGCCAAGCCGUCGGACUCAGGUCGAUACACGUGUAAUCCAAGUAAUGCUCAACCCAAGUCGAUCACCGUUCAUGUACUCAAUGGAGAGUAUCCUGCGGCAAUGCAGCAUGGUGGUCAAGCCAAACAACCAAGACUCUACUCACUCCUCCUCUGUCUGUGUCUACUACUUUACUAA
This is a messenger RNA of Belonocnema kinseyi, 612 nucleotides long. RefSeq names its product kin of IRRE-like protein 3. The record is from RefSeq and is a predicted model, not a curated record. Bases 1 to 612 code for a protein of 203 amino acids. The transcript is spliced from 4 exons. Lineage: Eukaryota; Metazoa; Arthropoda; Insecta; Hymenoptera; Cynipidae. Gene Ontology annotation, biological process: synapse organization. Gene Ontology annotation, cellular component: neuron projection membrane.